AUGACGAGUCUUUCCGAGGCCGACACGGCGCAGCUGCAGGCCCACCUACAAACUGCCGUCACUGCGUGCACGGAACGCUGCCUCUACCAGUCGGCCAAGUGGGCCGCCGAGCUGCUGAAUUCCUUCCAAACAACCGACCUGACGUAUGGUUCAGACACCGAUGCCGAUUCGCCCGUCUCCGACACAUUCCCCGCCAAAGAACAAUACCCUUCUGAUCCGGUCGAGGCUCACCUAGAAGCCAAGGAGCUCCACAAGUUCCUUCUUGCAAAAACCUACUUUGACUGCCGCGAGUAUGACCGUUGCGCAGCUGUCUUCAUACCGCCAAGCGUGGUUUCCGCCGCGUCGAUAGCGACACCAGCGUCUUCGCAAUCCCAACGAAGUAAGCCGUCGCAAAAGGGCAAGACCAAAGCUACAGCCGCCUCGGAGCCGAAACCGGUGAGCCGUUCGUUCUCAGGCCUCAGCCAAAAAUCUCUAUUCCUGGCAUUGUACGCCAAGUACAUGGCGGGGGAGAAGCGGAAAGAUGAGGACAGCGAGAUGGUAUUGGGACCUGCGGACGGAGGCGUGACAGUCAAUAAAGAGCUCAACGGCAUUUUGAGGAUCCUAGAAGAUUGGUUCGCAGAACGGCAUGCUAGCGGCAAAGAAGGCACGGGUUGGUUAGAGUACCUCUACGGCAUCGUCUUGGCAAAAGGCAAGAAUGAGGAGAUGGCCAAGAAGUGGUUCAUUCGCAGUGUACAUCUGUACCCGUAUAACUGGGGAGCGUGGCAGGAGUUAGCCUCGCUGAUCGGUUCGGUAGAAGACCUGAACCUCAUCACCGAGCAACUGCCACAGAACCUCAUGACCUUUCUCUUUCACAUCUACACCAACCAGGAGCUAUACCAAUCAACCGACCAUAUCCAUAACGAACUCACGCAAGUCCAGGGAAUCUUCCCCAACAGCGCAUUCCUCAAGACGCAGCGCGCUCUUCUAUACUACCAUUCGAAAGAUUUUGAAGAAGCCGAAUCCAUAUUCUCCUCCCUGGUCACCAGCGAUCCAUACCGCCUCGAUGCGCUCGACAAUUACUCCAACAUCCUAUAUGUCAUGUCAUUACGACCCAAGCUCGCCUUUGUGGCCCAGAUCGCCACAGCCGCCGACAAAUUCCGCCCAGAGACCUGCUGCGUUGUGGGCAAUUACUACUCGUUGAAGUCGGAGCACGAAAAAGCCGUCAUGUACUUCCGACGCGCCUUGAUUCUUGACCGGAAUUUCUUGUCCGCCUGGACGCUCAUGGGACACGAAUACGUCGAGAUGAAGAACACGCACGCGGCGAUUGAGAGCUAUCGGCGCGCCGUUGACGUCAACCGCAAAGAUUAUCGUGCCUGGUACGGGCUGGGCCAGACAUACGAGAUGCUAGAAAUGUACAGCUACGCGCUAUUCUACUUCCAGCGCGCAGCGUCGCUGCGACCGUACGACCCAAAGAUGUGGCAAGCGGUGGGCAAAUGUUUCGGUGAAGUCGGCAAGCUUGCGAACGGGAUCCGCGCGUACAAGCGCGCUCUCGUGGCAGGCAGCUACUACGAAGGCGGCGCAGGCGGGAGCAGUUUCGGCAGUGCAGAGGGCCUGGGCAGCGGCGUGCUAGACCCCGAAACGCUGUACCAGAUCGCGCUGCUGUACGAGCGGCUCGACGACCGCGAGGAAUGCGCCGCGUACAUGGAGCUCUGUCUGGCGCAGGAGGAAGGGCCGGAGCCGGACGGCGUGGAUAGCAGCCAGGGCGAAGGGAGCGAGCCGCUGGGCGUGGGCGUCACGCCUACGACGUCUAAGGCGCGCAUGUGGCUGGCGCGCUGGGCUUUCUUCAACAAGGACUACGAGCGCAGCUCGACGCUUGCGCAUGAACUGAUCCAGGACGGGGUGGAUGUCGAGGACGCCAAGGCGCUGCAGCGGGAUAUCAGGGCGCGGUUGGAGAGGGAGAGGGACGAGGGGCAGAGGAGAGCGGUCGAGGAGGUGGAGCGCAAGUUUGGUAGGAAGACGUAG
Molecule: messenger RNA, 2001 nt
Organism: Aplosporella prunicola CBS 121167
Lineage: Eukaryota; Fungi; Ascomycota; Dothideomycetes; Botryosphaeriales; Aplosporellaceae
Exons: 2
Coding region: 1-2001 (666 amino acids)
Biological process (GO): cell division
Cellular component (GO): anaphase-promoting complex
Molecular function (GO): protein binding
Source: RefSeq, a predicted model, not a curated record